This is a messenger RNA of Ricinus communis (castor bean), 2675 nucleotides long. Its product is annotated as nijmegen breakage syndrome 1 protein. Gene Ontology annotation, cellular component: Mre11 complex. Lineage: Eukaryota; Viridiplantae; Streptophyta; Magnoliopsida; Malpighiales; Euphorbiaceae. Gene Ontology annotation, molecular function: damaged DNA binding; protein binding. The record is from RefSeq and is a predicted model, not a curated record. The transcript has 14 exons. Bases 239 to 1846 code for a protein of 535 amino acids. Gene Ontology annotation, biological process: double-strand break repair via homologous recombination; mitotic G2 DNA damage checkpoint signaling.
ACGUUUCUUUCCCCCCCACAUGGAUAGAAGUAGAUAAAUGGGAAUGACAGGGUGGAAGCUCUUCUAUCUAAUUAUUUUUAUAGAUAGUUUUUCUAAAUAAAACUCAAAAUGAAAACCUUCUAAAAACCCUUACCUAUGUAGAAAACCACAAAGAUUCUGUAUUCAAGCUCCAAAAUCGCGCGCCAUAGUUCUCUACUUAUUUCUCCCUCCCUCGCUCUCUUUUUUUGCUUAUUAAACAAUGGUGUGGGCUUUGUUUCCCGCCGAUCCUCUCUCAGGUGAAGAUAAAUAUUACAUCUUUAAGAAGGGAACUUAUAAAGUUGGUCGUAAAGGUUGUGAUGUAAUUAUUAAUAAAGACAAAGGAGUUUCUCGAAUUCAUGCAGAGAUAAUUGUUGAUGAAAUGAUAUCAUUGAAUCCCAUGAAGAGCAACUCUGACCGAACCUCAAGAGUUCGGAUUAGAGAUUGUUCCAAGUAUGGGACAUUCAUCAACAAGAAUCUUGAUUCAAAGGAAAAGGUUCAUGAAUUCCCAAACAAAGAAACAACUUUAAAAGAUGGGGAUAUGGUUUCUUUUGGAACCGGUAAUGCAACAUACAGUUUUUCUUUCGUUCCGCUCAUUUUUUUUGUCUGCUGCUCUGGAUCCUUUCAAGUGAAUGAUCCCCUUCAAGACAAAGUUUCAUCAAUUGGCGCUUGUAUCACUUUCCAACUAAGCGAAGAGUGCACUCAUGUAAUCAUGGAUCAUCAAAUGCCACUGAAGAAAGAUGUCAUUGAAGCUAUUGUGGCUAAGAAACCUAUGGUUCUCCAAAGUUGGGUUGAGUUGGUUGCAGAAAAAGGCAUUGGGUCAGAAAUUCCCAGCUGGAGUUCCUAUGUUCCAACAUUAACAGUUGAAGGAGUACCAGUCAAAGUUGUGGACUCUGUAACUCGUGCAAACUGUUUGAAAGGAUACACUUUUCUGCUGGAGUCAUUAAAUAUGUAUAAGUUCGGGGACAGGUUACAGGCAAUGUUGGAAGUGGGAGGUGCAAAUAUUGUCUUCAUUGAAGAAUUUUAUUCCAGUAAUGAAGGCUUAGAUUAUAAAGAAAAUUUUCGAAUGGUGUGUGUUAUCCCUCAAGGAUCAGCUGACAAGUUUGGUCGUUUCAGCAAACUGAGUUCAUUAUCCAGAGUGAAUGAAGUGGAUCUGUUAUAUGCUGUUGUAUCUGGACAUUUAGAUUUAUCUAAGCUGAUUUUACCAACUGUGGUUGUCUCAUCAUCAUGCUCCACGGAUGAGACAGUAGUAGCAGAUUCUGAUGAAGAAGUGGAAACAAUGUCAACUCAUGCCACUGCAAAUAUUUGCAGUGAAGCCCCUAAAUUUGUGAACAAAGUGGAAACAUCCCCUAUCCAAGCGAAAGUGGAAACAUCCCCAGUUGACAACCCUUGUACAAAAUUGGAGGAUCGGCAUGUUGUGAGAUCUAUGGGCAAUAAUAUUGGAAUGACCGCAAAAAGAGAGAAGGUGGAUGAGCCUGAAAGUGCAAAUUCUGAUAUUAUUUACAGCCAAAAUUUAAUUAUUAGAGAUUGGCAAUUACCUGUCAGAAUCAGUUCUACAAAUGAAAGAUUCAUAGAUUUUAAGCGCUUCAAAAAGAAACAAACUCAAUCAGGGAAUAGCUUCAACAACCUAAUUCCAUUCUCAAAAUAUUCAUACAAAGAUUCCGACCCUGGCAAUCAGGAAAUGCUACACUCCAUGAAAGAAGAGAGAAAGCGAAAACAGAUGGAAGCUAUCGCAGAGGACUUAUUCAACAGUGAAAAGGGAAGACGGCGCGGUGGAGCUGGUUCUAUUUGUUCACUUCUUUCUCAUAGAUUGUUAAUCCUUGGUAGCUGAUGCAGUUCCUACAUUGUUAUCACAUCCCAAUACCAAUUCUCCGUCUGUAUGUUUCUCUUCACUUUUGUUAAUCCCGGGUAGGCAAUGCAUCUUUUAAACUGUUAUCACAUUCCAAUACUAAUUCCCUUUCCCUUCCUCUUCAUUCUUCCCGUAAUUUUGGAAGAGCCUGUUUGGAAACUAAUCAACUUUCCAGAAUAAAUUCUCUCUGCUCUUUAUCACUGAUGCAUUUCCUACAUUGCUAUCACAUUUCUAAUCUAAAUCUCUCUGUUUCUUUUCAUUAUUUUCCUAAUGUGGAAGAACACAUUCCAAAACUUGUCAAAAUCCCAAAAGUGUGUCUUCAUUACACUGCAAAAUACACUUGCACUUGCUGCAAAAGAUGAGGCAUCUUUCUGAAAGAGCCGAAGAAUGGCAGAUGCUUGACUGUUAACAUUUCUCUUUUAGCAAUUAUAUUUGUGAUCAUCGUGCUAUCGAGAAUUCGCCUGUUGGAGUAUCAUAUCAUACAAGUAAUGUUCCAAUUUGAAAUGACCUGCCAAAGCUUCAAGACGGCCAUUCCAGGUAAUGGAAACAGUCGGAUUAGGAUAUUCAAGUUUGUGACAUACAGUGGAUGGGAUAUGUUGCUGUGCUACUUUGCUUACGUUGUUGCUAUAUAUUAAGAGGCAGCUAAAUAAUAGGGUGUUUGGCAUGUUAAGAUGAUUGGUUAAUUUUUUUUGAAUAGUAAGCUGUUAGGAUAUUGAACAAUUAUAAAUUACAUCAGCUCCGGAAUAGCUAUUGUUUUCAAAAUUAAUAGGCUAAAUUAACUGAUUUUAUUAUUAUUAAUUUUAUUUAUUUA